Molecule: messenger RNA, 1188 nt
Organism: Mesorhabditis spiculigera
Lineage: Eukaryota; Metazoa; Nematoda; Chromadorea; Rhabditida; Rhabditidae
Source: the annotation of a GenBank genome assembly
AUGAAUUCCAAGGAGGAUUACGGCGAGCAGAGAGGAUUGCGCCGUUUGGCGGUGGCCGCGAUCGCCAUCUCGACGACGGCUGUUAUCGCGUCGAUUGUGGCGAUGCCGCUGCUUUAUUCGUAUAUUGCGACGCUGCAGAGUCACAUCUCGGCUGAGACGGAAUUUUGUCAGACAAGAACGCGAGAUCUUUGGCAUACGAUGGGCACGGUUGAGACGACCGGACGAGCCAAGCGAGGCUGGCUUUUCGGCCAAUGGGUCCCCGAUGGAGGAGCCGGUGGUGGUGCUGCUGGAGGAUACGGGGACGGAGACGCCGGAAACGACGGCAACAAGGGACGGGAUGGCACCGUUGAAUCGCCGGAGCAGACUUACGCCGAGCCGUGCAUGAUCUGCCCGCCUGGCCCGAUUGGAGUUCCUGGACCCGCCGGCCACAAGGGACCCCAAGGACCUCGCGGACACGGCGGCGCCCCCGGCCAAGACGGACGACGAGGAGAACCAGGUAUGGCUGGAGCGGCCGGUCUGCAAGGAGAACCCGGCCAGCCCGGAAAGGCCGGAAAGAAGGGAGACGACGGACGCGUCAUUACUCUUCCCGGACCCCCUGGACCUACUGGAGCCCGCGGACCACAGGGUCGGCAAGGAGAGCGCGGAACGAAGGGAAGACCCGGCAUCGUCAUCCCUGGGGCGAAGGGAGAGCAGGGAGAUUCGAAUCUCGUCCUCGAAACCGACUUCUGCAAGUCUCGCGCCCGCGAUAUGUGGUCCGAGAUGGAGGUGACCACCGGAGUCAGCCGUCAACGCCGUGAGACCGGUAGCUGGCUCUUCGGACAGUUCGUCCCACAAGGCGGACAGGGCGGCGGCUACAAUGAAGGAGGUGGCGGUGGAGGAGGCGGUAAUGGAGGACAACAAACUACUGAGGGCCCCUUCAAGCCGGCGUCUGGCCAUGACGUUGGCUCGGCUCGUAUGGAGCAACCGGUAAGGAUAGUCCCGAGUCCUCAUGUCAUCAAGGCAACCGGAGAUGUUGAAAAGCCCACAGUGAGCGUCCGGCCGGCCGACUAUGAUUCGUUUGAUGACGACGACGGCCCAUCAAACCGAAAAGAGGAUCCAGUUGCCUAUGAUUCUUUUGACGAUGACGACGGCAAAUUGGACCAAAAAGAGAAUGAAGGCGGGUGGCGAUUUCCAACCUCCGCUGGCGAG